Stegodyphus dumicola is the source of this 3458-nucleotide messenger RNA. It is a transcript of the gene l(3)76BDm, whose product is annotated as trafficking protein particle complex subunit 8 homolog l(3)76BDm. The record is from RefSeq and is a predicted model, not a curated record. Gene Ontology annotation, cellular component: TRAPPIII protein complex. Lineage: Eukaryota; Metazoa; Arthropoda; Arachnida; Araneae; Eresidae.
CUAAUCGUAAAGGUAUACAUCGAACCUUAUUUGGAGUAACGAAAAAAUUUUUUGGUAAUAAACCAGGUGUACAAAAUCCUGCUUCCUCAUUAAAUUCUGUUGUUUAUGGCCCAGAUGCUCCUGAGCUGCAAGUACGGAAGCUGGGAGACUUAGCAUUUAUGUUUCAGCUUUAUGAAGUUGCAUAUCAGGCUUAUCAUAAUGCAAAGAGGGACUUUAGUGCUGACCAGGCCUGGCUUCAUUUUGCUGGAGCUUCUGAAAUGGCGGCAUUGUCUGUAUUUAUGCAAAAUAGCUCUGUUCAUGAGUAUCCAGCUCGCUAUAUAGAAAGUGCAAUUACAACAUACCUCCACACUUGCAAGUUACCUGAACUGGCUACACGGGCUACAUUCCUUAGCACUGAAUGCUUAAAAGCUAAAGGUUUGUAUCGGGAUGCGGCUACACAAUUUAUACGUAUGCCAAGUGAGGCUGAUUUGCCAAGUGCUUUAUGCUUAGAGCAGGCUGCGUAUUGUUACAUUAACUGCAAGCCUCCUAAAGUACGGAAGUAUGCUUUUCACAUUAUUCUUGCUGGACAUCGCUUUAGUAAAGCUGGACAGAGAAAACAUGCACUAAGAUCCUAUAAACAAGCUGAGCAGGUUUAUAGUAAAGUUGGAUGGAAUUUUGCAAAUAAUCAUAUCAAUUUUACCAUUGGACGUCUUUCUGUGCAAUUAGAUCAACUUGAAAGUGCUUGUGCAGCAUUUGAACCUCUUCUAGUGUCAAAAUGUCAGCUUCCUGCUGCUGAACAAGCUAAUUACCUCAGGGAAUAUCUAUUCGUAUUGAAACGACUGAUGAAUCAGAAGCAAGGCAAUGACCUUCCAAUUCUACCUGUUCCAUUAAUAAAUUCUGAAGCCACCAAGAUUCUUUUAGCAGAAGAUUCUGUGACUGUUAAAAAAGGGGAACCUUUCAAUGUGAGAGGCCGAGGUUUUGAUCGAGGUGAUAUCAAUAAUCAUAUAUGGUCCAAAUUGGAAGAAAUAGUUGUAACCCGAGCCCUUAAUGUUGCUGCUUUUACUCCUCAACUUCAGUGCUUUACUGGAAAAACUGAAAAUAUGGUUAAACCAAAUGCUAUUGUUGGAGAAACAAUAAGUAUAGAAGUAGUUAUAAGAAAUCCUUUGUCUGUUGCAUUAACAAUAGAUAAUGUUUAUCCACUGUGGACAUUUUCAUCUCAGACUGAUCCUGCGAGUGGUAAGGAACCGAUUACAGUUUCAAACGAAGUGGAUUUUAGUAAGGCAAUGGUAUUAAAUGCUGUUGUUGAAACUAGAGUUCUUCCCCGUGUCACAUUUGAACCACAUCAAGAGAAAAAGGUUCAUCUUCUACUAAUUCCCCAGCAAAUUGGUGAACUAUGUAUUAAAGGUUUAGCAUAUAGUCUAUUGGCUGUCAAGACUCAAGAUUUAGAGCCAUCUUCUGAUGCCACAAAUCAGAUUUCAAGUGCCAUUAUAUCACUUCAAGGAAAGCAGUGCUUUAGCAUAAAAGGUCCACGCCUAAAUAAGCAUGCAAAGGAACGUGUGGCAAAAUUUUAUGCCGAAGAUAAUAGACUGAAUGUAAAUGUAUUGAGCCCAAUGGCAAAACUUCAGGUAGAAUUUCAAACAUUUCCUUAUUCUCUCUAUUGUGGAGAAAUUCAAAAGGUAAUUGCAAAAUUUACAAAUAUUGGUAAACAUAUACUGCACAGGAUAAUUAUUGCUUCACCAACACCGGGAAUAUUUGCUAUUGGAAUCCCAGGUGAAUGCAUUGAUUCACCUAAUAUGUUUAAAGAACUGACGUCUUCCAGACAGCAGUCUCCAGUGAUAGCAAAAUGGGAGUCAGAUUGGAUGACGGAAGUGUUGAUGCCUGACGGAGAACCUUGUGUGCUAGAUUCAGGAGCAUCUAUAGAAAUUCCAUUUUGGUUCAAAGGUCCUGAAACUCCUGGAGAUUAUGACCUUGAUCUUUUAUUUUAUUAUGAAAAUGAACCAUCCAAUCAUAAACUGAGAUAUCGCCUUCUUCAGCUUUCCAGUGUUCUUGUCACACUUCCAUCUGUGUAUGUUCAAUCCAAAGCUAUGAGGAGCUUUUGCUCGGAAGAUAAGUUAUCAAGUUUCCAUCCUGCUGCUGUACCUACUAGUUUGAUACUCUCUGUAGAAAUUAGUAACAUCAGCCAAGAACUCAAUCAAGUCAGCCUUAUACAAAUAUCCUGCAUUAGUAAAGAUUGGUGUUUUUUGCCAUAUGAAGAUAAUUGCCGUAGAGGUUUGUCUGUGAUACACCCUGAAGAAACACUUCUGUUGACAUUAAAAGCCAUUGGCUUUGAUCCUAAAUUAACAGUGUCUAGUCAAAAAGUGAAAGUGUUUUCACACGUUCCUGUGGGCAGAGUUGAGGUUGAUAGCAGUUCUACACCAUGCUCUGAUUUCAGUCAAAAGUCCGGACUUGAUCUUCAAGCAAUACUUUCUUGUGAUACUGCAGUGUCAGUCAAAGAAUGCAAUAAGUUGAAAGCUGAAACUGAUACAGUUCUUCUUCUAGUGGUGAUAUGGAAGGCUAAAGUUAAAAGAGAUGACAUUGAUAUAAUUAUCACUGGGCAGCAUCAUGUACCUAUAUACACACUUGAACCUUCAAAUAUUACAGCCAAAACUCCAUCAAUUGAACAAGUUGAGGACAUUCCACCUCUAAGCCAAGAGUCAGAAGUUGUUCAAUUACAGAGUAAUGUGCCUUCGGAUUUAACAAUAAAUUCAAUGUUAAAAUGCUCUUUAAUUCACCCUUUCCAUGUGCAGCACAAUUUCAAAGUUAAAAGGGUUAUUAUAGUUCCUGUUGAACUGAUAGUGCGUAGUACGAGUGAUACUGAAUUGAGGAUAUUUGUGGACAAUUCAUUUCAUUAUGAUACUACAACUGCAGUCAAUGAUGAGAGCUACAACCACAUAUCUCAACGUUUUUCAUGGGUUAGUGGAAUCAAGAGAGAAGUAGUAAUAAGGCCUCACAGUACAGUGCAACUUCCUCUGCAAGCUAUGUUUUGCUCCCCAGGAACUUACAAUCUAGGCAAUUUAAAUAUACUUGUAAAUCUUGGCAAAGAUUCUCUAUCUGUAUAUCCUUUGCCACCUUAUUUAAUUGUAAUCAGUUUGUGUGAUACUACAUAACACUUAAUUAGUGUGUGUAAUAUUAGAUAACAAUUGUAAUUAGAACUGGAAAUUAUGUACAAUUGGAAUUAUAAACUUGAUAAAGUCAUUUUGACAUAUACAUAUUGUAUGAAUAUAUAAAUAGAAAUAUCAUUACUUGUUAUAAUGUUGCUCAUAUUUUUAAUUAUAAUAUAGUUUCUCUGUAAUUAUCAGGAAUUCUUUCCCUUGUUUUCAUUUGUUUUAAAGGAUGAAUGGAAAAACAUAUUUUUGAGCUAGAAGGAUAAAUAUUCAUUUGUAAUGGACAAUUUUUGUAUACAAAAAAAAAAAAAAAAAAAAAAAAAAAAAACUGUAGCA